AUGACACGGCAGCAUCCACAUGGCUCCUCGGAGAACGUACUGGAAUACGCCCUUCUAGCAGUUAACCACAGUAGAAUUAACUGCGUGCAGAAAAAUGUCCCCUUCGAGGAGUCCUACCUCAUCAAGAAGAAGAAGCAUGAUCAUCUGCUAGACCUGAAGUUUUGCCACCUCAGGCGGGGGUCCACUCCGACCGAUUCGUCCACUAGCUCAGUCGGAGAGGUUAGCGGUGAAGUUGGCGGUGGUGGCGAAGAUGGCGAUGCUGCUGCUGCUAGCCCAGCUUGCCAGCUUGGCAACCUUGGCGGAAUUCUACCCAGUUGUAACAGAGCGAGAGGGCGGGGCCACAGCAGCGCGUACUUCAUCCUGAGACAGUGGUGCGAGAAGUUGGGGACGGGCGACGGCCCUCAUCGGGAGGCAAAUCAGAAAAGAGGAGACAACCUCAGCGAUCACGAGGAUGAAUUCAACGGGGGAAGAAAGCCAAGCUCAAGGUACGAGCGAACCAACUUCCCAACAAGCUACGUCGUUAUAGGGACACAUCAACACGGAAACAGUAGUACUGCCGCCCCUUGCUCAUACGAAGAAAUGACGGUGGAAAUCCCAAACUAUGACGUCGAAGUGGAUGGCUUUUAUGUCCAGAUCCAUGUGGACCCAAAUGAAAAAGACAUAUUUAUCCUAUCAUGCAAAGAACUUAUCCUCAUAAGAAAAAAAAAAAUAAAAAAAAAUAGUCCCAUUCGGGGGGAGUACUUAUUACACAACAGGUAUAUGGCCCUCCCAUCGAAGAGAAAAAUCAUUAAAGCCGAGUGGUUUCAUAAAUCGGACCACGUGGUUUCCCUGUUGACGUAUGAGCAUGUUGAGGCAUCUAAAAUUUGUUCUCUUAAAUUUAAGUCAGUACUUCGCCUAAUUAAUGUAGAGGGGGAAGCCAGGGAGGAAGUAAAAAUAGUUAUUCCCGACGUGGAUAUUAUCCAUCGGAAGUUGAGGAAGGAGAACCUGGAAGACAUAAAGAAGGAUUUGUACAAAAUGGGGAAGAUCAAUUCGUCUCUCCACUUGGUAGACGCGGUGUCUGGUAAAAGUGGCACUGAGCAGAUGCAGACGAGGAGCCUUCCACAGUACCAUGAUAACAACGCAGAAAGGGUAGAAUCCUUCCCCAGUCACGAUAAAGUAAAUUCUCCACAAGGCGAAGAUGGCCAAGACAGACACACCAACAUGAGCUCAGCAGACACGGAUGGGGAGGGAAAAAAAACGUCUAGCAGCCAUCCGAUAAGUAGCGAUUUAGCGAUGGUCUCAGCAAGAAGUAGGACCGAUCUCGCCUCUGAUCACGUCCUAAUGAAGGAAAAGAAACAGCUACGUAAGAACAAGUACAAAAAUCUCGUAGUGGACUACUGCUUUGGUGCCCCCAGUGAAAAUAUCCCCUGGAUAGAAACCUGCGUCUUUGUUCUUUUAAGAGAUGGACUGAUAUUAAUAUACACCCCGAUAAUCACGAGCGAGUGGUACGUGAGCUACUUCCUAAUGCACGAGUUGAAUCGGAUUCGGCAGAGGGGGAUGGAAAAAUGCGGAGGCACCAACGGGGAACCAUUCGAUGGCCAACCUGGUGAUGAGGAGCGUUCCGAUGUGCAACGCGGUGAUGGUGAAAGCCUCCAUGAGGAGUAUGCGGAGGAUUUCCUCGCCCACUAUGAUCACUUCCGAGGGGUCUCCGUGAGGCAGUACAGGGAAAAUGACGUGUGGGUGAGUUUCGAUCGUAGGGGGAAGCACGCCGGAGGCAGGACCAGCUGGAGAAGCGUCGGUGAAGGGAGCGUCGGUGAAGGGAGCGUCGCUGGCACUGUUCGUGGUGGUGGUCGCCCAAAUGAUCGCCGCGCCGGGGCCGCCUUUUCCUACGCUCCCUACGUGGUCAACUGUCUGAGGAGCUCCACCUACCGCAGCAUUGGCCUGCUUUAUUGCAACCAUCUGGUGUUCAUCGCCGUCUCGGAUAAGUUCGGGUACGUGUCCUUCGUCCUGCUAAACUAUUUUCUUACUCCCCACAUCGUGAUCCCCACACCUGGGCAGAGCGAAACCGACAGUGGAAACACAUUGAAGAGAGCGAUGAAUUUCCUGUCGAUGAAGAAAAAAAAACAAUCCUUUUUCUUUAACAUCUUCAAUUUGAACGAUAAUGCCAUUUUCGAAAAUCUGACUUCGGCGGGUUUGGCCAAUUUGAUUAACCGAGAUCGAUACGAUGAGUACUAUCGGCGUGUCAAGAAUGGCAGUUACGAGAUAGCUUCCCUCAUGGGGAAGAUGUCCCAGAGAGGUGCAGCCAGGGAGUGUACCCGGGAGGAGGAGGGCAACCAUCGAGGGGGGGGCGGUGUCAGCCAUGUCAGCGGUGAUGUUGUCCAGCGUGGUGUUGUCCGCGGUGAUGUUGCCGAGCAUGGCUGUCUUGGCACCUCUCUCCGGAGGGACCCCCCCAAUGAGCAGCGCGAAAGCGGCGCAAACUUAGGGCAGAUCAAAAUUGACGUCAUCAAAUUGACCAAACCAAGGACGCAGAAGAAUAAGAAGAAGUCCCUAUUCAAAGAAAGGUUCACCAAAAACAGUGACAAUAAUGAGAAAGAGAAGUAUAGCCACUCCCCUGGAUUUGAAUACACCUCUGAUGGGAACAUUACCGAGCAGUAUGACUUCUUCUCCUGCUACGAAGAUGAAAAAGAAAUUUUGGAAAAGCAAAUAAACGACGAAGUGGAUCUACAGUGUCAUCCUCUAAGUGUCCUCUAUUUUGACUCAUACUACACCGGAAUGAGUAACGUCAAAAUGAUUGUCCUGAAUAAGCACAACUUGCUUUGUUUCAAUAAUGAGAAAGUUGUGCAUCUCCACUUAGUUUGGCUAAAAUUUGUCAGCGCAAUAUUUUCCCUCAUCCAUUUGAAAAACAUCCUUUCCGCUAAGUUGAUUCACGAGAUGUGCAAAAAUGGCCUUUACAUGAGCACCACCAUUUUUAAGGCGCCCAUUAGCUUCUAUCAGUUUGACUACUACGCGUAUCUUUUGUUGGACCAUACGAAGCGGCUAAACCAUGACACCUUCUCGGGAAUCUUCGGCGGGGGAAGCUCCGUGGGAGGCAGCGUGGGAAAUGGUACUCAAAGGGACGGUGUACAUGUCAUCGGACGGGGCGAAACACGUGACACCGCCAUCCAGUGGGAGGGAGCUGCGGACAACUUUGACUGCCUGCAGUCCAGCGCCCUCUACGAUGUGCAGUAUGUUCUUCACCCCGUCGUCGUGCAGGAAAGCAGCAACGGAGGCAGCAGCGGCAGCAUCACCCCCCAGGGGACUGAUCCCCCCAGCGACGUGUAUUUCAUCUUCACGCACUACGUAAAUCUCGACAGCCAGAGAAAGGAAAAACUAUUCAUGAGCAGGAACAUUAACUUCUUCACCUCUUCAGUGUAUAAAAAGCUGUUCCUCAUAUAUGAUUGCUUCAAAUUCAGCAUUGUCAGGAGGAAGGGGAACCCAAAUCUCAGUUCACAGGGAACAAACAGAACCCAUUUUCUACUAAGGGAGAAAAGAAAAUGCAAACCGCUAUGUCCGAUCCCUCGACAGGCAAGACUCAGAAAUUUUUAUAUAACUACGCAAGUGAUGGAUGACGACUCCAUAGAUCUGAACACGUAUGAGAACAUGCUUUCUCUUUAUGUGAAUUCACGCUGCAAUGAUUAUAUGAAUUCAUUGAUAAAGAAGAGUUUCAUUUUUUACCAAGGGAAGGGGGCCCCCUACAACGUCCUUAUUAAUCGUGACGCGCGUGCAACAGGGGUCACUAUAUCCAGAAGCGGUGUGCAUACAACGGGAUCGCGGAAAAUGAUCACUCAUAUGUCUAGCGGCAUCGUUGGUGCGAACUAUACCCCGCGAUUGCCCUACUACAAUGACAGCAACUACAUGGGGGAACUCACUCCCAGAAGUGCUGCCCUGAUUUGGGACAAACAUGGUGUACAAAACGGCAAAGAAGAGUGUUCAUACCUGACACAGGGUAAGUUCAUCUCAAAUGGAAGAAGCGCCACUACAGUUAAGCAACAGCUGCACAGCGUGGGCAACCAAAAGGGCUCGAUCCUUAAAGGGGAAGACACUCCCAACGCUCACAGCACAGAAGAGAUCGAUUUUUUAAAACACAUAUUCGUCAUCCUACACAGUAAUGAAAAUGACGAAGGCAACGACAUUCACAGAAAAAAUCCAAUGUGUGAAGAAAGCAGUCCCGCCGCUUGCAAAAAAUACAACUGCGGUGUUGGAAGUAUCACCGAAGAAGUGAACCCAGAGAAACUCAUAAACGACAUUAAAGUGCACGUCCUUAAGGGAGACUCCAAAAAAUACGACAAUGUACCCUGCACCAUGUUGCUGAAAAAAUUAAUCAAAGUAAAAAAUGACUACAUACAUGUGAAGGAUUAUUUUUUAAAAAAAAAAAAAAUCAACUUAGACUCUCUUCCCAGUGAUGUAAAAGGGAAAAUAAAUUUCCUUGAACAAGUCGUAUUGGUGUACUACUUCUUCCUGGACUUAAAUUUUUACUAUGAAAAUAAAUUUGAGAAAAUUAAGAAAAGGAUUAUCCAUUCGCUAGGAGUGGAUGUUAUACAUUUUGUCAAGUCCCAUGCGUCUGUUCAAAGUAUGAGCAAAGCGUUGAUUGAAAGAAACACCACUUUGGUGAAGGACAUCGAGCUAUGCUACCAGAAGCAUCAACUAAUUCGAGAAAAGUUUAAUUUGCUCAAGAAAAAAAUUCAUCUGCACAGUUUGGUGAAACAGGAACGGUUCCCAGCGAAAUGGGAAGCGUUGAACGCGGGGUAA
Molecule: messenger RNA, 4767 nt
Organism: Plasmodium inui San Antonio 1
Lineage: Eukaryota; Apicomplexa; Aconoidasida; Haemosporida; Plasmodiidae
Exons: 1
Coding region: 1-4767 (1588 amino acids)
Source: RefSeq, a predicted model, not a curated record